Puccinia graminis f. sp. tritici CRL 75-36-700-3 is the source of this 1266-nucleotide messenger RNA. RefSeq lists its product as uncharacterized. The record is from RefSeq and is a predicted model, not a curated record. Lineage: Eukaryota; Fungi; Basidiomycota; Pucciniomycetes; Pucciniales; Pucciniaceae. The transcript has 2 exons. Bases 1 to 1215 code for a protein of 404 amino acids.
AUGGACUCGCUAAACCGGGACUCGCGACCCCGAUUUAGCGAGUCGGGCCAGUUUCCGGGGUCCAACGGACUCGCCACCCGACUCGCCAAAGGCAUCCAGGGUCACCUCGACUCGCCAAAACCCUCGGCUUUUGUCGAGUCUCCUCCCAACCCGACAACACAACCAGUACCUCAAAUCGAUUGUCCACACCGCACAUUCAACAUGCCUUCUUCAUCCAACAACGAGGUCGAAGUGAUAGACCCUGCCCUAGCUACUAUGGUCGAAGUCGUUGAUGUCGAAUCCAGCGCUCAAAAAACUCCCGUUGCAAAAGAAAAAUCAAACAAACAGAAAGAAAACGAAGACGAAAACACACCAGUACCAAAGAAACAGCAGGCAACAAACGAUGCAGGUCCAGAUUCGAAGCCAAAGCAGCCAAAACCUCCGAAAUGGCAACCCGAAGAAGACCAAAGCCUUUGCACGAGUUGGCUCAACACGUCGAAGGACGCUGUCGUAGGAACUAAUCAAACCAAGACAACAUUCUGGGACCGAAUCUACGCGAUGUAUCUAGAACUUAUGGACGAAGUCACGGAAAAAAAAAAGAAGACCAAGGGAUUCAAACCCUUCCCGACUCGAUUGAAGAAGCCACUUGAGGACCGAUGGUAUCACAUUCAACACCAGGUCAGCAAGUACUGUGGCUACUAUUCGCAGGUCGAAAGACGGAUGCGAAGCGGGUCCAAUGUGGACGACCUUGUUGUCGAAGCAAAGCUACUUUUCAAGACCGAUACAGGGAAAAACUUCAACCUGGAUCACUGUUGGGGGAUCCUACACCAUUCUCCAAAGUGGAUCAAACACACAGAGGAAGCGAGUGCCCCAACAAAAACCAAGGCCAGCAGCAAGAAGACCCCUGUGACCAAUCCCAAUCAUUCAUCUACAUCCGAUGCCUCAAGUAUUCCAUCCUCUUCGGCUGAGACGAACGAUUCGGCUACUGAUGAUUCCAAGCGACCCGAAGGAUCGAAGGCGGCCAAAAAAAGAAAAAACGACGAAAUUAACAUCGCCGACCUCAUUAAAGGGCAAAAGGAGCUUUUGGAGAUCUCUCGACAAAAGCAGAAGUCAUUCGAUUCGUUUGCGGAUGACAUGGUGAUGGGCCGAGACUUGUCGGGUAUGGAUGAAGAAAUGCGGGCUUACUUCCAAGCCAAGAGAAAAAAAGUAAUGGAGCGUUUGAACAAUGAAAAUUAGUGUUUUUUUUUUCUCCUUGAAUGUAAUUUACAAGUCAUUCAAUCGAGUUUG